This is a messenger RNA of Papilio machaon (common yellow swallowtail), 1728 nucleotides long. Its product is annotated as leucine zipper putative tumor suppressor 2 homolog. Lineage: Eukaryota; Metazoa; Arthropoda; Insecta; Lepidoptera; Papilionidae. The record is from RefSeq and is a predicted model, not a curated record. The transcript has 7 exons. Bases 213 to 1616 code for a protein of 467 amino acids.
UUCGUCGGGAGCGAGACACGCCGGUUAGUUGAUUUGAACGGCAGUGAUUCGCCUUCUGAUACAAGUUAUAAAUCGAAAUAUUAUUCAUUUAAUUUUUUUUAAUCAAAUCGAAGUGUAAUUGUGACAAUUGAGGUACUUUGUGGAAUUAUUUGGUACUGUUUGUGUAGCUUUUAAAGUUUCUGUACUUUUUUGUGGAGAUAUGCAGGUGUGAGAUGGGGCUGACGGAGGAGCAGCGGCCGAGCCCGCGGCGCUCACCCGCGCUUCCCGCGCCUCCGGCGCUGCCCGCGUUACCCCCGCCCAUACAGCCCUACAGCGGCUUUCUCGGCAAUGGAAAGUCUGUGAUCCGUCCGAUAGCAUUCAAGCCGCUUGGCGGACGGCUGUCAGCGGGCGGCGAGCGUUAUGGAUCCACUCCAGUACUCGCCAGUAGACCGCCCUCGCUUAUGACUCUAUAUGGCAGUUCGUCGGACGUGCGCGAGGCUCGUUGGUGUGGGUCCCCACAGCCGGCGUCUUUAUCCGCUCUACCACCCGCCACGCUCUCCGCACCGCUACAUCAGAGACAUCAUUCCGCUAUUGUAACGAAGACAAGUUGCUUGGCGAGCGGGGACAGCAAGGAGCCAGUGCCUGCGCCCUCGCCCGCAGACUCCGGCGUCUCCGAGUUGGAGCGCGACCACCAUGACUACAGUACGUGCGAGCGCGUGCGGGGCCACGUGCACGGGCACGAGGCUCGCGUGCGUGUGGCGCGCGGUCUGGCGGCGGGCGUGGGCGCGGCGUGCGCGAGACGAGACGAGCGCGAGGCGGAGCUGGGCCGAGUGCGACGCGAGCGCGCGUUGCUGCGCCAGCGGCUGGAGGACGCCGAGUGGAGUCUCUGCCAGCGCGCAGGGGAGAUCGCACUGCUCAAGACGCAGCUCAAGGAGGCACAGAACGAACAAACAGCCAAAGGCCACGAAUACCUGACAAUGAAAGCCGACUGCCGCCAGCUGAGAGAGGCGCUCGACAAAAAGGAGAAAGACAUAAUGAGGUUGCGCUCCGAAUUAGAAGAAAAAGAGAAGUCAGUGAGCAGACUGCAGUCAGAAGUGGACCGACUGACGGGAGAUCUAGUUCAGAGCGUGGCCGACAUGAACAAGGCGAAGGAGAACAGCAAAAACGAAAUCGAAAGACUAAAAACGGAACUGAAGGAACUGAGGCAGGAACUAUCCGAUGUAUCUCUGAGCGGAUACGAGGGUAUAGAGUGCGGGAGGACGAUGCGAGGUCUCUACGACUGCAAGACUAACGAGUACCAUUGGAACUCCAGUGAUAGUGCAUUAGAAGAUGCUGAAGUUCAGAGAUUGAACGGAGAACUGCCGGAUGCUUGUGGAGAACCUUGUCCAGCAAAUGCUAUAGUAGACAGACUCAAAUGUGAAUUAGAAGCGAAAGAAGCACAGUUUAAUAAUGAAAGAAGAAAGUGGUCCGAAGAGAAGGAUAAAGUGCUUCGUUAUCAGAAGCAAUUGCAGCUGAAUUAUGUGCAGAUGUUCAAGAGAUCUCGGAGUCUGGAGGCUGAGGUGGACGGUCUACGUCUGGAGCUGGAGCUCUGCAACAAGAACAAUAUGAACCAACAUGGUAAGACAAUACAUUUGUAACUACCAAAUUUACUAGUUAACUAAUAUUUAUUUAGAUUUCUUUCAACUUUUGUAUAUAAUAAUGCCUCUUGCCGCGGUCUUUUAGCCAAUACGUUUAUACAAUGAUACUCAA